AUGGGAAAACAGCGAAACAGGGAACAAUACGGUGAAGAAAAUCAUUAUAAAAGGCAGCACAGUCAGAUGGAGAAAGAGGAUGAAAAGGGGGCAGCACGUGACGGUUCCUACAAACAAAAGAUCAUCCAUCUUGCCAGUUCACGGAGGUUUAUACUUUCACAGGUAAACACCAACGCAGCGCUGGCAGAGUCACAGUCGUCGGUGGACAACUGGACGGAAGAGGCAGACGCGAGACAUCAGCAGGAAGAGCGGGAGCACCGGCAGACAGCGAACGUUGCGCGACUCACGCAGGACGUGUGCCGUCUCGCACAGCGUGUGCGCGUCGAUUGCCUGGAGAGGACGUGGUGUGUUGGCGAUCGCGGAGAGCGGCUCGCACCGAGCGCCGAGGAGCAGAGUCUCUACAUCGCACGCGCGCUCUCGCAGAGUCCCGACCAGAUCGACGACGUCGUCCUGCAGCUGAAGAGAAGGCGCGCCGAAUUGGUGGCACAGGUGGAGCGAGCUAAAGCACAGCUAAUCCAGUACGUAGUUGUCAUGUAUGGAGUUGUAUGUAGCCGUAGUUGUCAUGUAUGUGGUUGUAUGUAGUUGUAUGUAGCCGUA
Messenger RNA from Priapulus caudatus, 597 nucleotides. RefSeq lists its product as uncharacterized. Lineage: Eukaryota; Metazoa; Priapulida; Priapulimorpha; Priapulimorphida; Priapulidae. The record is from RefSeq and is a predicted model, not a curated record. The coding region runs from base 1 to 582 and encodes 193 amino acids. The transcript has 3 exons.